AUGAUGAAACUUUCAUCAUUAACUGGCCUUCGAGCAGCUGGAACAUUAGGAAUCGCACUAACAGCUAUUAUAUUAUUUAAAAUUGAAAUUUUUCUUUUAUUAGAUGUUUCGAUUAUAAAACAUGUUCGAUCCAAUCUUCGUGAGAAAUUUACUAAAUUAUUUGAUGAUGAUCGAAUAUUAAUUUAUUUAUUUCAUUGUAAUGCUCAAUUACCAACUGGUGAAAAAGCCUUUCGAAUUAUGAGUGAUUGUUAUACUUGGACAAAAGAACCAAUUAUUGAUCGAAUUCAUUUAUUAGAUGAACGAAUUCCAAUAUAUUUCCUUCAUGGUAAACAAGCAUGGAUAAAAAUUGAAUCGUCAUUAAUGUUUCAAAAAUAA
Messenger RNA from Rotaria sordida, 375 nucleotides. Lineage: Eukaryota; Metazoa; Rotifera; Eurotatoria; Philodinida; Philodinidae. The record is from the annotation of a GenBank genome assembly.